AUGGAAGCUAUCAAGGAGUCCCUGUCUACAAUGGCUGAAAUGUUUAACAGUAGAAUGAAUGAGUUCCAACAAGACCUGAGCAAAACCUCUACAGCACCUUCAAUAACAUCCAUUGCUGCAGAUUUUAGUAAUUUUAAAUUAUUCAUCCAGGCUGCAUUAACUUCUCUUCAAAAACAAGUAGAGUUGCUAAGCCGUGAAUUGGAUCGGAUGGAAUUAAGAAAGAGGCGAAAAAUGCUCCUCUUUCAUGGUGUUGCUGAGAAGAAGUCGGAAGACACACUUGGUUUAAUAACUUCCAUAGUUGCUGAACACCUGGAUUUGCCUAACUUCUCCAGUGCUAGUAUUUCGUCGUCAUACCGUUUAGGACAUGUGAUUGGUGAAAAACCCAGACCAAUUGUGGUAAAGUUUGUGGAGGCGCAGGUCCGUGACAGUGUGUGGUUCGCGAAGGCUAGACUCAAGGGCUCUGGUGUAACUGAGUCGGAAUUCCUGACCAAGAAUCGUCACGAUGUGUUCAUGGAAGCAAGGCGACGUUACGGUGUCGGGAAAUGCUGGACGAAAGACGGUUGCAUUAACGUAUUAGCGUCCGAUGGCAAGCGUUAUCGUGUGGAGACUCUGUCUGAUCUUCAAGCCAUACGUCAUACAACGCUGGCAUCGCCUAAAGCUGUUCAAGACACUGUAGUUGUUCCAAAAAAUUCAGGUGCUAAAAUAACAGUACAACGUACAAAACGAGUAUUAAAGAAG
Brenthis ino (lesser marbled fritillary) is the source of this 738-nucleotide messenger RNA. The record is from the annotation of a GenBank genome assembly. NCBI's taxonomy places the organism in Eukaryota, Metazoa, Arthropoda, Insecta, Lepidoptera, Nymphalidae.